AUGAUAAAGUCCCCAGGUUCUGCAACUUCUGUGCGGUCGUUUGGUGGAAAUACCGCUGAAACCCCUAAACAAAAUUCUAUAAAAAAAAUUAGACCACAAUCUCAUAUUGUUAAUGAUCAAUCUUCAAACGAUAAUUAUUCCGCCUUUGGUCCAAAUGCCCCUUCUGGUAUUAGAUCACCAUCUGGCUUAAGAAGUUCUACAAUUACUCGUAUUGGUAGUCGUCAGAGUUCUGAUAGUCUAUCCUCAUACGACGAUUACAUUAUAUUUACUCCUCCAGAAUCUCCUACAAAUGCUUCAGAGACUGAUUCUCUUACUUCCUUAACAAGUUCCGUUUCAUAUGGUUCUUCACCUGGUAGAGGAACUUCUCCAAUACCUCCUGCAUCAGUAAUUACUUCUCCAACUAGAAUUUCAUCAAAGUCAAGCAACCGAACAUCAAUGAUUACUCCUCCAUCUGGCAUAAGUAAACUUACUUAUACUAGAACUACCCCUUUAAAACCUACAACUCCUGGCAGUCAAGCAGCAUCAGGGGUUACUGGGUUGAGACCACCAAGCAAUAUCAGGAUGUAA
This is a messenger RNA of Cetraspora pellucida, 567 nucleotides long. NCBI's taxonomy places the organism in Eukaryota, Fungi, Glomeromycota, Glomeromycetes, Diversisporales, Gigasporaceae. The record is from the annotation of a GenBank genome assembly.